CACAGUCAAUCCCACUAGCUUCUAUCCAUUGCACCGCAGCAGGGCAAAUCAGCGAUGUGAGGGUGGGAGCUAAUCCUCUUUUCUUUGAUCUUCUUCUGAAAGUAGAACUAGCGUUUGUUGGAGAUGAGCUCGCUGACAAUUUUGGUCGGGGCUGUCACUCCCAGAACGCUUAGCUCCAAAGACAUAUCACUAGAUAAAUGUCUAACAACGAAACAAGUUUCCAAAUUUACUUACGUCCAUACCCCGAAAAUCAAUUUUCCUCAUCAAGAACUGGAAGCGAAGGAAAACCCAGCUUCUUUCGGCAGAAGAGAAGCAAUUGGUUGUGGAUUCCUGCUCGGCCUUGGCAAGGUUCUUCUACAACCACUGCCUGCAGCUGCUGAAGUCACACCAUGUGAAUUCACAACAGCUCCUUCGGGCCUUGCAUUCUGCGAUAAAGUUGUCGGGUCAGGCCCUGAGGCUGAGAAAGGACAGCUAAUCAAGGCACAUUAUGUUGGAAAAUUAGAGAGCGGAAAGGUGUUCGACAGCAGCUACAAUCGGGGGAAACCGUUAACCUUUCGAAUUGGGGUCGGGGAGGUUAUAAAAGGUUGGGAUGAAGGUAUUCUUGGGGGCGAUGGAGUUCCAGCGAUGCUUCCGGGAGGGAAGCGCGUGCUAAAGCUUCCUCCAGAACUCGGGUAUGGUGCAAGAGGUGCUGGAUGCAGAGGAGGGUCAUGUAUCAUUCCUCCUAACUCUGUUCUCUUAUUUGAUGUGGAGUUCAUUGGGAAGGCAUGACAUCAAACACAGCUUCGACCCGCUUUCGGAUCCAUAUCCAUCCCAUAUAUCCUUCUUUCUAAUUUAUUUACAGUUACUGUCACAAUAUUCUUAUAGCUUAUACAUACUUGCUGCUUUUUCUCGGCCUCCACUUUUGAAUUCUAAUUGUCAAUGUAGUUUUUGCACUUCUCAAGUUUCACCUCUCAUUUCUCCUUCCUGGUAGUGGUUCUUUUUUCUGAUCCUUUUGGACGUGUAGUAAUCCUCCCCACCCACAUCGACUCCCCUUUUCCUUUAUUUCUUAUUUCUUGUUCAUUUUUUUCUUAAUAAAACAAACUGUCUUCGGUUCAUGCUUCAA
Cucumis melo (muskmelon) is the source of this 1102-nucleotide messenger RNA. RefSeq names its product peptidyl-prolyl cis-trans isomerase FKBP13, chloroplastic. NCBI's taxonomy places the organism in Eukaryota, Viridiplantae, Streptophyta, Magnoliopsida, Cucurbitales, Cucurbitaceae. Gene Ontology annotation, cellular component: chloroplast. The transcript is spliced from 5 exons. Gene Ontology annotation, molecular function: peptidyl-prolyl cis-trans isomerase activity. The record is from RefSeq and is a predicted model, not a curated record. Bases 124 to 768 code for a protein of 214 amino acids.